This is a messenger RNA of Necator americanus (New World hookworm), 237 nucleotides long. RefSeq lists its product as uncharacterized. NCBI's taxonomy places the organism in Eukaryota, Metazoa, Nematoda, Chromadorea, Rhabditida, Ancylostomatidae. The record is from RefSeq and is a predicted model, not a curated record. The coding region runs from base 1 to 237 and encodes 78 amino acids. The transcript is spliced from 4 exons.
AUGUCUAAGCAAGGGAAACCGUAUGAAACGCAGCUAAUGUUGAACACCACUGUGAUAAAUAUAAUUAUUCUUGGUGCAAGCCAGUUUAUUAACUUUACUUCGAUGAAAUAUACUCUCAGUGAGUAUCGUAUUUUGGAAGGAAGGAAGAUAUAUGGUAGAAGAAGAAACAUUUCCUCUUCAUUUCUUUCAUUCUCUCGAAGAAAGAAUGCUGAUAUAUUAUUGAAUUUAAAAUGGUAG